This is a messenger RNA of Plutella xylostella (diamondback moth), 1604 nucleotides long. It is a transcript of the gene Rbsn-5, whose product is annotated as Rabenosyn-5. Lineage: Eukaryota; Metazoa; Arthropoda; Insecta; Lepidoptera; Plutellidae. The record is from RefSeq and is a predicted model, not a curated record. Gene Ontology annotation, molecular function: metal ion binding.
GAUUGGGUGGAACAAUAACCAACUUUUAAUUAAUUUCUCUUUUGUGAAACACAACUCUAAUUACCUAGUUAGUGAUGGUGUGUUAGAAACCGUGGAAACCAUGGCUGCUGCAAGAGACGAACAGAUUCUGGAAGGAUUUCUGUGUCCGAUAUGCAAAGCCGACCUGAAGUCUGCGACACAGCUGACGAGCCACUUCGAGAGCUUGCACCAGGAAGAGCAGGAUGUGCUGAAGAGCCUCAAAGACAUAUUCGGUAAAGCCAAGAAGAUCAUACUCAACAAUGACGAGUCCGAUUUGAAGGAGACAUUUGAUCGCGCAUUGAAAUUCUCUUACCAAGAGAGAGCAUACUAUCCUGAAGAAGUACAGACUCUAGGUUUGUCCCGAAGUUCCACGGACUACUUCAAGGCGGUCAGGUCGGCGAGGCGCGAGCGGUAUGCCACCGAGACCAACAAGCUUCUGAUAAGACUGGAUAAGUUAGUAUGUAACAUGCCACCUGAACCGAGCCAAAGGAAACAACAUGAGCAGGAAGUGGUCCCUUGGCUGGACGGAGGGCUAGUGAAACUCUGCCCCAACUGUGCAAAGGCCUUCAACUUGACACGCAGGAAGCAUCACUGCAGACUGUGUGGAUCCAUACUGUGCCAUGACUGCUCCAUGUUCCUAGAUCUUAAUAUUGCCAGAUCUAUGGUGGACCCUUCAGUGGCAGCCCCGUCGGCUCCUGAGCAUGAAGUCACAGAGAAGAACGGCCUGCGACUCUGUGAACACUGCUACAACCUGAUAGACUUACGCAAGCAGGUGCAAGAGAGCAGAAAUUCCAAGUCUAUUGUUGUGACGGCUUACGAGCAAAUGCGAAGUCUCAUGGACCAGGCAGAGCCAGCUGUGGCCAUGUAUGAGAAGAUGUGUCAAAGCCUAUUCGACGGUGAAACAACCUACAACUUAUCCGACGUGAACGCGAUGCGCGGACGCAUCGGCAAGCUAGCGGAGGGCAUCGACCUGCUGAGCAAGCAGAUCGCAGGGGCGCCCGCCGCGCCCGGCUCGCGGGGCGCCAAGCUGCAGGCGUCGAUACGGGCCGCCGCCGCGCAUUAUAUCAAGGAAAACCUCCUAUCACUAAGGAAACUUCCAACGGAAACUCAAAUCGACGAAGUGAGGCAGCAGCGCUACGAGCGGGCGCAGAAACAGAUAGAGAAAGAGAGAAUGCAGGCAGAGAGGGACAGAAAUAGCACCCCAGGGACCAGUAGCAACCGAGGCAACGAGUCACUGGAGAACUCGGCCAAUCACGACGAUGAUAACCCCAUAUUGGAACAAAUGAACAUCAUCAGAGGUUAUAUUAAAGAGGCGAGAAAGGAGUUGAAGUUUGAAGAGGUGGCGAUUCUUGAAGCUAAUUUGAAAGAGUUGAAGAAGGAAUAUCAGUUCCAGAUGCUGUCUAACAAGAUGAACUAGUCAUUCCUAGCGUCGAUCCAUUAUUAAUUAUUAAGUUUAUUAUAUCUUUUAACAUUACCUAAGUUAUUUAUGUUUACACGUGAUAUUUAUCUUUAUAUAAGGUACCUAGACUUUUUACCUGUAAUGUACUAUAAGGCAUAGGCAUGAUAAUAUAACUUAUAAAUUAUUA